This is a messenger RNA of Oppiella nova, 552 nucleotides long. The record is from the annotation of a GenBank genome assembly. NCBI's taxonomy places the organism in Eukaryota, Metazoa, Arthropoda, Arachnida, Sarcoptiformes, Oppiidae.
AAAAACGGAAAGGUAUUCGGAAUCUAUGAGAACACAAAACCCGUACUCUUUCUGUCGGAUCCCGAUUUGAUUCGCGAUGUUUUGGUCAAAGACUUUCAUGUGUUUCAUAACCGCAGGGAUUAUCAGCGCAUAAAAGACGUCCGUACGGGUGCCGACCCACUGGUGGAUAAUAUGGUGCACAUGACCCGCGAUGACCAGUGGAGACGAAUCCGGACAGCCAUGUCACCUACAUUUGCAACAGGGAAACUUAAGAAAAUGUUACCACAAAUAGUGGACUGUCGAAACACCUUGCACCAAAAUCUGGACCAAAUGUUCACAAAACUCCCCAACAAUACCGAAAUGGAUGUCAAACGCGUGAUCGGCGCCUACGCCAUGGAAGUCAUAAUUCGUGUCAACUUUGGGGUCAAAGUGUCGGGCCUUUCGGACGACACAAACCCUAUACUAAUGAAUGCGAGAAAAAUAUUUCACAAGAAUAUGCCGUUGAAGUUAUGGGUCUUACAUAUAGCACCCAAACUCGGAAAGUACCUCAAAAUUGAGAUCUUUGACACAAAU